This is a messenger RNA of Photinus pyralis (common eastern firefly), 3679 nucleotides long. Its product is annotated as lethal(3)malignant brain tumor-like protein 4. Gene Ontology annotation, cellular component: nucleus. Gene Ontology annotation, biological process: regulation of DNA-templated transcription. Bases 107 to 3544 code for a protein of 1145 amino acids. Gene Ontology annotation, molecular function: zinc ion binding; protein binding. The transcript has 6 exons. The record is from RefSeq and is a predicted model, not a curated record. NCBI's taxonomy places the organism in Eukaryota, Metazoa, Arthropoda, Insecta, Coleoptera, Lampyridae.
UCCAUAGAUAUUCCCGAUUUCGUAGCGUAUAACUACUUUAGUGGUGUUUAGAAAAAAUAAGAAAUAAAAAGAGAAAUAAUUAACUGCUGCAGAGUACCGAAAGGAAAUGACAUCUGCAUCCACUUCAGACUCAACAGAAUUUAUUCAGGUGGAACAGUUACGAACAACAAUGUAUGACACAAACGACGACAACGCAAUGGAAAGGUUUAGUACAUCGGAUCGUUACCAACCUGUCGAGUAUGUGAAAAAAAAACGUACAAAGCGUGAGAGACUGGAGACAGUUGUACCGGCGCAAUUGGCGCAAUGGGUGUACAUUCAACAACCUCCAAAUAUCACGAUGUCCGCACCAUCGCUAAGUAAAACAAAUUCGACAAAUCUACUCAUCAAUUCGGUUGCACCAAUCAAAAUGUCAAAUUUGCAUACUACUAAAAGUGUAUCACACAGUGCGUCGUUGGCACCAAGUCAUCAGAAUGUUAUUUUAGCACACCCUGUAACUAAGACUCAGCAUGUGUAUAUGAAGCCGGUUUCAAUGGUUCCCGUGACCGUAACACCGGUUUCAGUAUCCAAAAACAGUUUAGCUUACGUUACCAUGAUUAAACCCGGUCAACAGGUUGGUAUUUCGACAACAAAUCAAAAGUAUGUGUUGCAACCUUUACCUAAAAUUACGAGCUCUCGAAUACCGGCAACUGUCACCACAAACUGUGUCCAGUCUAAGAUUGCAAUUAUGCCAUUUCCUCUACACAACACAACAACGGUUAAAAAACCAUCUAAUAACAAACAUAAAGUUUUCAACUUAAAAAUUGCGGACGGUCAAUUGCAAUCCGAAAAACAGAGUGGUAUCACUGUCAUGUGUGACAACACUACAGAAAGCCGGGUUGACAAUAAUCUAUCGUGUACAGAACCCCUCAAUCCGGAUGAGGGCGCUAGUAAAGUUGAAUCGGUUGAAGACAAAACGUACGAACUAUCAAUUGUAGAAGACUCAAACUCCACAGGCGACAGUAAUCUUACCACAAACAUUACCGACGACAAAGACAAAAAAUCUCAAACGCACAAAGAUCCGCAGCCAAAAUUUCAAAAACACGGCGUGUCGAUAUUAAAAAAAAAUUACAACCCGGAACCAAAAUCGGAAAAUAUCAGUAACACAACAACGCCUAAUUCCAUUACAACCAUUUCAGAUAGUAAUACGAAAGAAAUUACGAUUAGUACAAAUGCGUGUUACACCUCGGACCCCCCUGUGAUACUACCGGAACCUAAAGUGCUACCCCAAAAAUCGGAACGACGUAGAAAAUCUAGUUUUAACUGUAGAAAAGAUUAUGACGAAGUCGAUUUAAUUUCGAGUAGUUUCUGGAACGAAACUCCUCCUGUUCUUCCCAUGGAGAAGACAUCUCUGAGUAAUUCCAAAAAUUUCGAUAACAGCGAGGAGUCGAUGGAGUUCAGUUCCGUUAAGGACGAAACUGACAUUAAUAUGAACGAAGAAUUCGACGCGAAGAAAAUCCUAAGCUGGCAAGAUGGAAUCGGCACCCUUCCCGGUAGCGACAUUCGUUUUCAAAUUAACGAGUUUGGCCUGUUAGAGUACUUAAAAAAUGAUGAUUUCAAUAAACUUAAGGAUGAAAAGAAAGUGCCAAAGGUGAAGGAGAAGAAGAAUUAUCUCACGGAUGAAAUGAGAUGCUUGGGUUGCGGAUGUUACGGUUUGCCAUCGGAGUUUAUUACCCCCAAGUUCUGCAGCUACGAUUGCAAGGAUAGCGCUGAGAAGAUUGCCAGAGAAAAAGAGUUGAAACGAAAAAGAAGCUUACUGAAGAGGGCAGCUAGUGAUCAGAAUAUAAAGGAGAUGAAGUUGGAUAAAGACGAGUCUAUCAGUGAAGAGGAUAGCACGUCGAACGACUGCUCACAAGACAAGUACAGCUAUCCGUGGACAUGUACCAAGAAGGGCUUCUCUUGGACCAAAUACUUGGAACAUAUGAAAGCGAAAGCGGCUCCGGUCAAGUUCUUCAAGGACGCCUUUCCGUAUAACAGAAACGGUUUUCGCCCCGGCAUGAAGCUGGAAGGCGUCGAUCCUCAGCAUCCUUCGCACUUCUGCGUUCUUAGCGUUGCCGAAGUGAGCGGAUAUCGAAUGAGAUUGCAUUUCGACGGCUAUUCGGGAAACUAUGAUAUUUGGGUGAAUGCUGAUAGUAUGGACAUUUUUCCGGCAGGGUGGUGUGAAAAACAUAAUCACGUUUUGCAUCCGCCCCCUAGUUACGGCGCAGAUUUCAGCUGGACAAAUUACCUGAAGCAAACUUGCAGACCGUUAGCUCCAAAGCAUUUAUUUGCCAAUAGAGCUGGCAGUACGAUUUGUCCGAACGGAUUUCGUGUGGGAAUGAAGUUAGAGGCAGUUGACAAAAAAGACUCUUCCUUAGUGUGCGUCGCUACAGUUGCGGACAUGAUGGAUAGUAGAAUUUUGGUACAUUUCGAUAGUUGGGAUGACAUAUAUGAUUAUUGGGCAGAUCCGACAUCUCCAUACAUUCAUCCGGUAGGUUGGGCGGAUCAAAACGGACAUAGCCUUACUCCGCCAAAUGAUUACCCAAACCCGGAAACAUUCACGUGGGAGAAAUACUUGAAGGAAGUUAAAGCGACGCCAGCUCCCGUACGAGCUUUCAAGCAGAAACAAAUUCCCGGAUUCAAAAAGGGAAUGCGACUUGAAUGUGUCGAUAAACGGGUGCCCCAGUUAGUUCGUGUAGCGUCAGUGGACGAAGUGAAGGAACAUCAAAUACGGAUUAGUUUCGACGGUUGGCCGGACCGUUACAGUUAUUGGGUGGACAGUGACAGUCCAGAUAUUCACCCCGUUGGUUGGUGUCAGAAGACAGGUCAUCCCAUAGAACCUCCGUUAACACCCAACGAUGUGUAUGACUUCCUCGAGUGUCCCACUGUCGGUUGCAGAGGACAGGGACACGUUAUGGGUGCAAAGUUCUCGACUCAUUCGACAACAGCCGAUUGUCCAUAUUCCGAUGAGAACUUAGGAAGAGAACAUGUGUUACCUGAUCGUUUGUCAAGUCCCGAUAGGCGACCGCAGGCUGUAGUGCCUGUGUCACGGGAACCAAAAGAUACAUCGAAACCUAAAUUGGGACGACCUCCAAAAAUGCCAAGAUUAGAUUCGCCAAUUAAGACUGAAUGGUUACCUGAAGAUGGCAAUAGUGUAGACUUGCAACAACCUUUAAAAAGAAAAGAAAAAGUGUUUGACACGAAGUGUGAUGGAAAACUACCUUUUACAAAUGGAUACGAUAAUGAAUACACGGAACAAAUUUGGGAGAAGCAUUCGAGAUAUUUAAAAAAGUACGUAAAGAGGAGUUUGGACCCUAGAGAUUGGGAAGAAGAGGACGUAGUACAGUUUAUUGCUUCCGUGCCCUAUUUUGAAAAGCACAGCGCUCUAUUUAGGCAACACAAAAUUGACGGUGAGGCACUCUUAAUGCUCAGCCAACGUGAUAUAAUCGAAAUAUUACGUAUUAAAUUAGGUCCCGCGAUUAAAUUAUAUUGUAUUAUAAUGUUACUAAGACAAAAUAUUAUAAGUUAGUUAUGUAUUUUUAAUGUGAUAUGUUGAAGUUUUGUAUAUACGAAAAGUUCACUGGUACAAGUGAAUACAGUGCGUAUCGAAAUAUUUUUCAUAAUGUUGCACGAAUUAAAAAAUAUAUCUGAUUAUUUGGUUCUA